This is a messenger RNA of Acanthamoeba castellanii str. Neff, 1614 nucleotides long. Its product is annotated as translation elongation factor1 alpha, putative. NCBI's taxonomy places the organism in Eukaryota, Discosea, Longamoebia, Acanthamoebidae. The coding region runs from base 1 to 1614 and encodes 537 amino acids. The transcript is spliced from 14 exons. Gene Ontology annotation, molecular function: protein binding; GTP binding; GTPase activity. The record is from RefSeq and is a predicted model, not a curated record.
AUGGACUCUCUCACCCUCCCGCCUGAGGCGUGGGUGCACGUUCUUUCGUUUGUGGAUGCCAACAGCAUUGCGAACCGGGUCGGUCUCGUUUCGCACGCCUUCCACGCGUUGGCCACCGAGCCGCAGCUCUGGCGCCGCCUCGUCCUCCGCGACUUCCCCGCCUCAAGCUCCUCGGCAGACUCUGCCAGGCGCAACCUGUACGAAGGCGAGCCCGAUGGCUGGCGCAAGACCUUCUACGCCCACCGAUGGCUUGAGCGCUCGAAGCGGCCCCGGUUCUGUCUUCUGGGCCACGUUGACUGCGGCAAGUCGACCCUCCUGGGGCGCAUGCUGCUGGGUUUGGGCCAGGUCACUCAGCAGGAGGUGAACCGGCUGAGAGAUGCCGCUUUUGAGUGGGGCAAGGGCUCGUUCAUGUACGCGUGGUGCUCAGACCGCACGGACGCCGAACGACAGCGUGGCAUCACAAUCGAAUGGCACGCAAAGGAGUGUACGCUGAGCAGUGGCCGCGAGAUCGAAAUCAUUGACGUGCCGGGCCACCGCGACUUUAACAAGAACGCUUCCAUCGGAGCCUCGAUGGCUGAUGUGGCGAUGCUCGUGGUGGGUGCCGGCCACGGCGAAUUCGAAGCUGGCGUUAGCGACCACGGCUGGUUUCUGGGAGGCACCAACCACCACCUGCUGCUGGCCAAGAGCCUCAGCAUGUCCAAGGUCAUCGUCGUGGUCAACAAGAUGGACGAUCGCAGCGUAAAUUAUAGCCAGACCCGCUUCAACGAGAUCAAGGACGACGUGUUGCGCAUCGCGGGCGGCGUUGGAUACAAGCCCGAAGACUUGGAGGUGGUUCCCAUCUCGGCGUGGACUGGCGAGAAUGUGGUGACGGCGCCGUCUUCGAUGCCCUGGUACAAUGGUCCGAUGCUGUUCGAGGUCAUGGAGCAGGUGGCGAGGGCCGUCACGACGUCGGCGCCCGGCGAGGUGGUGGCCAAGCGGCCGGUGUUCGGUCCCACGCGCGUGUCGAUCUUGCAACGGGUGAACAAGCGGUGCACCACCACCGGCACUGACAUUGCACAGAAGCAAGAGGAGGUGGUGAAGGCGCUGGUGCAGUGGGGAACGCCGACCACCUCCGUCGCCACCUUCACCGUGCGCAGCAUUCAGCGCUUCCAAACGCCCAGGAAUUCGUCGAAGGCAAUACCGCUCCUGCGUAGGGGCAUGGUGCUGCUGGCCGCUGCCGAGCGGGCUGGUGGGAAUGCCCUGACUGGGCGCGUUGAGUCGCUCACGGUCCGUCUCGACCACUCGACCCCGGUCAGCUUGCGUUGCGGCUCCGAGCCCUACUUCAUCAUCCACUCGUCCGCCGCUCCCUAUCGGGUGGACAAGAUCUUGCGCUGCUGGGACAAGGACGGACAGGAGGUAAAGGUCGAUGACGCAUCGGACGGCAAGGCGACAGUGAUUACGGUGAAAGUUGGCAUGAGCACCCUUCUGCUAGUCAAACCGCUCGGCGAUGUGUGUGUCGAGCCGUUCGUGAACAAUGCGGCCAUGGGCACGGUGCUCAUGUUCGACCGGCGGCGCCUCGUGGCCUCUGGGCGCAUUGAAACCGUCCAGCGGCUCGGAAGCGAGGUCAUCGACUGA